AUGGAGAAAGUCAAGAAAUGUAUAAAGAAGGGGGAGGAUUGGACCGAAAAGCGAGCAGAAGCAAUAUGGACGAACCUCCUCAACAACCAUCUCUGGCAGCGCAUGCUCAAGAAUACUCUCGCAACCACAAUUGCAGUAACAUUAGCCCUGAUUCCCGCCGUCGUUCGAGUCUAUGGGAAAGCCGCAUACCUGGCACCCAUCACAACCGUGUUUGGCCACCCAGGAAGACGAUUCGGUAUGAUGGCCGAAGCCCUCGUCCUGGCUCUCUCCGGCACACUUGUAGGAGUAGCCUGGUCGACCUUCGGGCUCUACCUCUCCUCCCUCAUCUACUCCACCGACAAACCCGCCGCCUACACAAUCCGCGGCGUCUUUCUCGUCUUUGCCAUGAUGUUCCACGGCUUCCUGCGCUCGCAUACACCACGACUUUUCAUCUUCGUUCUGCUACUAGUCAUUGUGUCUGUUGUGAGUUUGACGAGUACGGCUACACAUGUUACGACGAUGGCGGUUACGCAGUUGCUAUAUCCGAUUUUUACGGCUGCGGGCGUGUUGAUUCUGGUAAAUGUGCUGGUUUUCCCGGAGUUUUCGAGUGGAUUUCUAGGGGCCACUACUAUAGAGACUCUAGGGGAGACGGUGGAGGCUUUGCGGGAUACGGGAAGGUACUUUAUUAGUAUCGUUGAAGAGGAAGGUGAGAAGAAAGAUGUCGAAUCGCCUACUGAAGAGGAGACGGCUCCUAAGAACGUUGACGAGGAGCCCAGAGCGGAAACCAAUAUUUCGUUCGCGGCCAAAAUCAAAAAUCUCUUCCAGAGGGACAAGACUGGGAAAUCUGGAUCCAAAGAAGAGCCGAAACCCGUCAAGCUUAAAUCAUUGACAGAUUCAAAGGCAAAACUACGUGCUAAGCUGGCAAGCUGCAAAGCCGCGCAAACGGAAUGCAAUUUCGAGCUUACUUGGGCUGUCUUGCCACCUCGAGACUUGAAACCGAUCAGUGACACUCACAUGAAGAAGCUUGUUGCAAAUACCAUCGCUCUCAUUGGUGCCUGCGAGAGUAAGUAUGCUCUUAUGGGUGAUGACGAUGACAAGAAAGAGAUUGAAAAUAAGGCUGAACACCAGCUUAACGGUGUCGCUGAAGAAGCGAUUGUUGAAAGUGGGGAUGAAUCCUCACGACCCGUUUCCAGGGCAAACAGCUCGCAUGAUGACUCCACGGACGAGAAGACUGCCAAGAAGAAAGACAAGAAAAGGUCGAGGAAGAAACGGAAGAAUAAGACUAAGCUGGAAGAAGAUAAAGAUAAUCUAGAGCUCAUCAAACCAAGGAAAGAGAUUGAGUCUGGCGAUAUUGAGUUACUGAAAUAUCUGGUGGCCCAAAUUGCGAAACCACUCGCCGAUCUGCAAGAAAAAAUCGAUAGAAGUGUUGACGUUGUGACCUCAUGUCUAGCCUACUGCUAUGAGGUCUCCAAACUACCAUCGGGUGCUCGCGCGCCAAAAGGCAUCCAACUACAAGAGAUUGACAUCCGGAUCGAUAUAUUGAUAACAGCAUUGGCAGACUUCGACAAGAACUCUGCUAGUGCUCUCGAAGGCGCGGCAGCAUUGCAGGGUCUAGAUCAUCCCCAGGUGGACAUCAUGCCGAGAAUGGAGACAUUCCUGAUUUCGUCGUUCCUUCUAAAUCUCCGACAUGCUGCUUUUCAGAUUCUUCAGAUGUUACAUCAAUCCCGAGUCCUGGUUGAAAAACGACAGGCUCGACAUGGUAGACGACGCAUCUAUCUUCCUCGAAUUAACUGGCAAAAGUGGCUGGCCUCCGGAGGAGAAGAGGACAUGUUUGCAUUGCCUGAAAAUGCUAAAAAAGGAGCGAGAACCGGCAAGACAAAUAAGGCCUCAGAAGAUGAUGACGAUGAUUCUGCCACGAGCAAUGAGUCUUUACUCACGAAAAAAGACAUCGAGUCUGCUCCGACGAAUGAGUCGCGGUCACAAACACCAAAAGCAGCGAAGAAGGCCACAAAGCCAGAGAUCGUUAGCUCCAAGAAGCGUCCCUUGAUCGAUCGACUCCGGCAUAACCUUGCGGAUGGCAUUGAAUACUUAGCUGAGAGCGAUGAUUUCUUCUAUGCCCUCAAACUCACGAUUGCCGUCUUCCUCGUCACCUGGCCUGCCUUUGUAUACAAAUGGAAUACUUGGUAUUCUCUUAAUCGCGGUCUUUGGGCAGCGUUGCAACUCGUCUUAAUCACAGAAGUCGCUAUUGGUACAUCAGUAAUGACUUUCAUGUUGCGAGGAGUAGGGACUACAAUAGGUUGUAUAUGGGGCUAUGCCGCUUAUCAGGCUGGAAAUGGCAACCGCGUUGUUUGUGUGGUAUUACUCGUUACUGGCAUUAUACCUUCGACGUACAUCCAACUAGGAAGCAAGUAUAUCAAGGCCGGGAUGGUGUCCAUAAUUUCAAUGUGUAUUGUAGCUUUAGCUACAGAAGACCACACUGUCCCCGGCUCGGCAACGGAAAACUUUUUGAAACGCUGGAUUGCCUUUCUCAUCGGCGGCGUAGUUGCUCUCAUCAUCGAAUUGGUCCUCUUCCCAGUAAAAGCCCGAGACCGUCUAGUCGAAUCCUUAGCAUCAUCCAUCAGCCGUAUCAUCGAGAUGGAGGCCUGCCUCGCCUACGGCAUCGAAACCGCAGCCAACGUCGAUGUCCACGCAGGAGGUGUCAUGCAACGCUUCGAGCGCGCAAAAGGCAAAGCUGAAGGUGCUCUCACAGCAGCAGAAACUUUUCUCCCCUUCUGUGCCCACGAACCACGCCUCAAGGGCUCUUUCAAAGGCCUCGCCCUCGUCUACGCAGAGAUUUUGUACGUGCUACAUGCCAUAGUGGACAGAAUGGACAACAUGCACCACCUACGCCACGAGUACGGUUCUGGGGUCUUGGAGGAGUUAAACGCACAAGUCUUCGCCUAUCGCCGCAAUGUCGCUAGUUCAAUCACGCUAAUACUCUUCGCUGUUCACGAAGCUCUGACUACCAAAAUUCCACUCCCACAAUUCCUACCUUCUGCUCGCCUAGCACAUCUACGAAUGGUGAACCGCGUCCGAGAAGUUGUCGUCGCGAAUGAUGCCCAAGAUACACUGCGCUCGGAAAUCGAAAUGGCGAUGAUUAAACGCGUUGUCAGGCAAAAGUUUCAGAGCUGGAACGCUGCCAGCGCAGGGCAGAUUGAGGUUAUUGAAUACCUAGAGGAGCUGGUUGAUCUUACGAAGUUGCUGGUUGGGGCAAAUGAGUUUAGAAGUGGGUUGUUGACGAGACCGACAUAUCGGGAGUAUAUUGAGAGGAUUGAGAGAGGAAAUGGGCUUGAUAAGCUUGAUAAUACAGCCGACUCAACUUUUCUUCAACAAAAUGAUCAGGCGGACGAGGAUGAAGAAAGAGAUGUUAUGCCUGAACCUGAAAACGAAAAGAAAGUCCCCUCCAAGAAGAGGAGAGGAACGUUAUCGAAGCAUACAGACAGUGAGAUGAGUGAAGCUCAGCAGUUCGAGAAGCAAAAGCAAGCGAACGACGAAGAACUGCCUAGAUCAUUGCAGAGAGUCAGGAGUCGGAGACUCUCAGAGGCGAAGUUGCAGAAAACUAGAAGUCUUAAUGAAGACGCAAAGGGGAAGCGUGUAGAUAGAGGGGGCAACUCAACUGCGAUAUAA
Lachnellula hyalina is the source of this 3645-nucleotide messenger RNA. RefSeq lists its product as uncharacterized. The record is from RefSeq and is a predicted model, not a curated record. The transcript has a single exon. NCBI's taxonomy places the organism in Eukaryota, Fungi, Ascomycota, Leotiomycetes, Helotiales, Lachnaceae. The coding region runs from base 1 to 3645 and encodes 1214 amino acids.